AUUGCUGGCGGGCCAGUUUUGCCUGUUGCCGACCACUGCCAUAUUGAGUAAAAAUGUCCAGAGCUUAUCAUCGUUAUCAACAUAAAUUGAAUUGCAAUCUCAAAAUGAUAUCAUUUAUCAUCUAGCCCUUCUUCAGAGUUUUUGAAAUGCAAAUUCCUACUGCUAAAUUACAAAAAGCCUUGCAUGAUGUUAUUUUCAAGAUUUUUUCAUUCCCUCUCUUUACUACUUACCCACAAUACUUUUGUUUCCUCUCCUCAGCCGAACGACCCAGUCACAAAUAUCUGCCAGGCAGCUGAUAAACAGCUGUUCACUUUGGUGGAGUGGGCAAAACGGAUCCCUCACUUCAGUGAGCUGUCUCUGGAUGACCAGGUCAUCCUGCUGCGUGCUGGCUGGAAUGAGCUACUGAUCGCGUCAUUCUCUCAUCGCUCCAUCACGGUGAAGGAUGGCAUUCUGCUGGCCACCGGCCUCCACGUGCACAGGAACAGUGCUCACAGCGCAGGGGUGGGAGCCAUCUUUGACAGGGAGAGUGCGCACAAUGCAGAGGUUGGGGCCAUAUUCGACAGGUAAUGAUACUCCGCCACACGCCAUAAACAAACAGCAGCAGUCAGGAAAGCCUGUAGCUUGAGACAGUUUAUUUUGGAUUAAAUUAUGUCUAGGGCUGUUUGGGGCAGGUAAAGACCAAACUGACCUUGUGUACGAAUAUCUGUGUGAUUGAAUGUGUUGCUUGGACUCACAAUAGCUGCGUUUCCACUGUCGGGCCAGUGCGAGCCAGGGCUAACAACGAGCCUCGGACCUCAAGCU
Messenger RNA from Sinocyclocheilus rhinocerous, 801 nucleotides. RefSeq names its product retinoic acid receptor RXR-beta-A-like. The coding region runs from base 184 to 567 and encodes 127 amino acids. The transcript is spliced from 3 exons. NCBI's taxonomy places the organism in Eukaryota, Metazoa, Chordata, Actinopteri, Cypriniformes, Cyprinidae. The record is from RefSeq and is a predicted model, not a curated record.